Messenger RNA from Puccinia triticina, 1656 nucleotides. RefSeq lists its product as uncharacterized. The transcript is spliced from 12 exons. Bases 1 to 1656 code for a protein of 551 amino acids. Lineage: Eukaryota; Fungi; Basidiomycota; Pucciniomycetes; Pucciniales; Pucciniaceae. The record is from RefSeq and is a predicted model, not a curated record.
AUGGCCCGUCACCAUCUCAUCAUCCCGCCCCGCCCUCACACUCUUUUGACAUGUUUGAUCUUCCUGAGCACGCUCGGCCUGCUCUUCUACCUCCCAUUCAUGAAGAUCCGCGCAAGGACCUGCACGCCUGCCUUCAGACGUCCGGCCCAGCCGAUCUUCUUCAACACCGAAAACGGCCUGCUCGUCUUUGCCACACCGAUCCGGAAUAACACCAAGAUCAAGCAUCCCAUCGAAAGUCUGAUCACCAAUGCCCAGGUCGAAUGGGACCGAGUCCUCCACAGACAGAGCAAAACCUUGGCCAUGGCCGUCCAGGAGUAUCAGAGGCGUAACCAUCAAAGACUUCCCCCUAAAGGAUUCGAGAAAUGGUGGCAGUUCGCCGUAGAUAAUCAGGUUGGCUUGGUCGAUGAAUACGACCAAAUUUCAAAAGAUUUGGAACCAUUCUGGGCAAUUGAGCCUUCAAGACUGAGGAAGCUGGUCCAUCAGCUCCAGACAAAGCAGAACAAGCGAAGGCUAAUUUUCGAAGUAGACUGGGAAGGCAGAGUGAACCGCACGGGGGCCUUUGGCGAUUCCGGAAGGGCCAAAGACCUCUCGAAGCUGAUGGAAAGUUACCAGAAGUAUAGCCGGAAGGCCGUCAAGCCAUUCACGAUGGUCAUUGGAGCCGACGACCAGGCCGAAAUAAAGACCACCUGGAGGGAGAGAGUCAGGUUGUUGGAGCUCGCCAAAAAGCACAAAUUCAUCGACGAAGAAGAAGACUUCCAGCUCUCAGAAACCCAUUCACCCUACGACGACUGUCCACCGGACAGUGCCCCGCGAAGUCUGGGGAAAGGCUACAGCAGCUUCGUCUUCGACCACCUCAAAUCCAUGGACAUCUGCUCGAGUCUCGAGCAGGUCCCGAUCCAUGGCUCGUUGAUAUACGCGUCACUCCUUUGGAACAGUAUCGAACUACCUACGGCGAUGUUUAUGACUGGGAUGAUCCUCGUAGGAUUGGAAAAGCUUUUUGGAGAGGCUCUACAACGGACUCUUCACAGUAACGAGAACCCAAGCUGGAAAGACUCGCAUCGACUGAGACUGCACCAACUGACCCGAGCGACCAAGCAGCACAAGCAGCUAAUCGAUGGGACCCAAGUCGACCUGGCACAGGUGAAUCCGCAGUGGUUCGACAUCGGGUUCGUCGGCGAGCCCAUCCAGUGCGAGCCUCCCGUCUGCCAGCAGCUCAAGCAGAUGAUCCACUUUCACGAGUGGGUGGGCGACGAGCAGGCUAAUCUGUACAAAUACGCUCUCGAUGUCGAUGGUAACGGAUGGAGCGGUCGAUUCCAUAAAUUGCUUGCGUCAAAUCGAGUGGUCAUCAAAAAUACGAUUUUUCCGGAAUGGUAUGCGGAUAGGAUCCAACCCUGGUAUCAUUAUAUGCCGGUCAAGACGGACUACUCGGAUUUACAUGACAUGAUGCAUUUCCUCAAAACACACGACCAUUUGGCGAAACAAAUAGCCCAGAACGGCAAGGACUAUAGCGAGAAAUACUGGCGAAAACAAGACAUGGCCGCCUAUAUGUUUCGGUUGUCGUUGGAAUGGUCGCGACUGUAUAACAGAGAGAUCUGUGAGCCUGGUGGUACAAAAACUUUCUGUGAAUCAUACGACUUCGAUUUAAGUUUACUGUGA